Molecule: messenger RNA, 1035 nt
Organism: Pseudoliparis swirei
Lineage: Eukaryota; Metazoa; Chordata; Actinopteri; Perciformes; Liparidae
Product: olfactory receptor class A-like protein 1
Exons: 1
Coding region: 94-1035 (313 amino acids)
Biological process (GO): G protein-coupled receptor signaling pathway
Cellular component (GO): membrane
Molecular function (GO): pheromone receptor activity
Source: RefSeq, a predicted model, not a curated record
AUAAAAUGACUUUCUUAAGUGUAUUUCCACGACGUGGGGGAUGUUCCCUGUAACUGAUUGUAUUCUGUUUUUCCGCAGCGGGCCUCGGGGGUCAUGGAUCUGUGCGUGGCCAUCAAAGGGAUCUCCUUCUUCUUGCAAGCGUGCUUGGGCAUCUUGGGGAACGUGGUGGUGCUGCUGGCCUACGCCCACAUCAUCUACAGCGAGCCCAAGCUUCUUCCCGUGGACAUGAUCCUGUGCCACCUGGCCUUCGCCAACCUGAUGCUGGUCCUGUUCCGCUGCGUCCCCCAGACCAUGACCGUGUUCGGCAUGAGGCACCUGCUGAACGACCCCGGCUGUAAGGCGGUGAUCUACGUGUACCGCGUCACCCGGGCCUUGUCGGUCUGCAUCACCUGCAUGCUCAGCGUGUUCCAGGCGGUGACCGUCGCCCCCCCCGGGCCCCGAUUGUCCUGGUUGAAGUCCGCACUUCCCUCCCUGGUGCUCCCCGCCUUUGCGGGACUGUGGCUCCUCAACAUGGCCAUCUGCAUCGCGGCCCCUUUCUUCUCCAUCGCGCCGCGCAACGGCACCGUCCCCGCCUUCACCCUCAACCUGGGCUUCUGCCACGUGGACUUCAGAGACCACCUGUCGUACGUGAUCAACGGAGCGGUGCUCACCGUGAGGGAUUUCGCCUUCGUCGGCCUGAUGGUGGGCUCGAGCGGUUACAUCCUGCUGCUCCUCCACCGCCACAACCGGCAGGUGAGAGGCAGGCGUCGCUCUCAGGGCGCCGGGGCGGAGACCAGGGCGGCCAAAACGGUGCUCACCCUGGUGAUUCUGUACGUGGUCUUCUUCGGAAUCGAUAACGCAAUCUGGAUCUACAUGCUGACGGUGGCGAAGGUGUCGCCCGUGAUUGCCGACAUGAGGGUGUUCUUCUCCGCCUGCUACGCCGCUCUCAGCCCCUACUUAAUCAUUUCCUCCAACAAGAAGGUCAAGGCGAAGAUCGCGUGUGCAGCCGAGCAAGUGCAGCCGUCGGUGGACAAUCAGGCGUCGGGUGACAAGUGA